AUGGAUAGCUCGCAACUCCCUCAAUACGACAGUUGCUUUGAUCAACGCAGUGCUGGUAAAGAUAUAAGAGAACAUUUACUAGUAAGACUGCAUUGUUCAUCAGGAGCAAAACAUGCCACAAUGACCAGACGUCGAUAUGUACAAUCAGAAACGACGCUGUCCCACAAACAAUACUGUGCCACAAACAACACUGUCCCACAAAAAACACUGUCCCACAAACGACACAGUCCCACAAACAACACUGUCCCACAAACGACACUGUCCCACAAACGACACUGUCCCACAAACAAACACUGUCCCACAAACAACACUGUCCCACAAACGACACUGUCCCCACAAACGACACUGUCCCACAAACGACACUGUCCCACAAACGACACUGUCCCACAAACGACACUGUCCCACAAACGACACUGUCCCACAAACAACACUGUCCCACAAACGACACUGUCCCACAAACGACACUGUCCCACAAACACACUCCCACAAACGACACUGUCCCACAAACAACACUGUCCCACAAACAACACUGUCCCACAAACGACGCUGUCCCACAAACAACACUGUCCCACAAACGACACUUUCCCCACAAACGACACCGCCCCACAAACGACACUGUCCCACAAACGACACUGUCCCACAAACGACACUGCCCCACAAACGACCCCUGUCCCACAAACGACGCUGUCCCACAAACGACACUGUCCCACAAACGACACUGUCCCACAAACGACACAGUCCCACAAACGACACUGUCCCACAAACGACACUGUCCCACAAACGACACUGUCCCACAAACGACAACUGUCCACAAACGGACACUGUCCCACAAACGAACACUGCCCCACAAACGACACUGUCCACAAACGACACUGCCCACAAAGACACUGUCCCACAAACUACACGUCCACAAACCGACGCUGUCCCACAAACGACACUGUCCCACAAACGACACUGUCCCACAAACGACACUGUCCCAAAAACGACACUGUCCCACAAACGACACUGUCCAAAAACGACACUGCCCCACAAACGACACUGUCCACAAACGACACUGUCCCACAACGACCCCUGUGCCAAAAAACACACUGCCCCAACAAACAACACUGUCCACAAACGACGCGUUCCACAAACGACACUGGCCCACAAACACACUGUUCCCACAAAAAACCCACUGUCCACAAACAACAUUGUCCCACAAACGACACUGUCCCACAAACGACACGUCCCACAAACAACACUGUCCCCCAAACGACACUGUCCCACAAACGACGCUGUCCCACAAACGACACUGUCCCACAAACGACACUGUCCCACAAACGACACUGUCCCACAAACGUAGACAUUAAACGGGCAGGAACCAGGGAAUCAGGAGAUGCUCGGGUAACAAGUGUUUCUAGUGAGUAA
Messenger RNA from Penaeus monodon (black tiger shrimp), 1407 nucleotides. RefSeq names its product cell wall protein RTB1-like. Lineage: Eukaryota; Metazoa; Arthropoda; Malacostraca; Decapoda; Penaeidae. The record is from RefSeq and is a predicted model, not a curated record. Bases 1 to 1407 code for a protein of 468 amino acids. The transcript has a single exon.